UCGAAUAAAAAAAAACAAUGUGCUGGCAGGAAAACAGCAGAAAAAGCGGAAAAUUCAGCAGGAAAAGUUAAAGGAAAACCCGGUAAAAUGGCGAGGAACACGGGCAGUUCCUCGGGCUCCACGCCGGCGGCCUCGGCGGCCUCAGCGGCGGCGGCAGCAGCAGUGGCGGCGGCUUCCAAACAGAAGCAACAACAACAGCAGAGGAGCAGCAGUUUAUCCUCGAAUUUAAUCCUGGACAAGUGGAAAACGAUGAUUGGGUGCGUCUGCCUGGCGAUAGCCUCCUACUUUGGCUACCUGGGCUACCUGGAGACGCGCGUCAAUACGCCGUUUGACCACCAGAAGAUGGUAAUCCAUGCGGGACUGGAGCAACCCGAUCGCUACUGGGGAUCCUACAGGCCACUCAACUAUUUUGGCAUGAAAACCCGCGAUCCACAUAGCCUGGUGAUGGGCCUAAUGUGGUAUACACCUAGUAAUCUGGGUCCCGGUGGCCAGGGAAUACGCCACUGGUGCGAGCAGGGCGACAAGCUGGAUUCCUACGGCUGGACGCAUCACGACGGGCGCUCCUUUGGCCAGCAGGAGAUUCAGGAUCUGCCCUUUGAGCUGCGCACCUCCUUUGUCAAAUAUCCCGAGGGCAAGCAGUAUGGCGGAGACUGGACGGCGCGCAUCUCCGUGAGAAAUACCACACGCGCCUGGGACAAGAGCAUCUCGCUCAUUUGGUAUGUCGCCUUGGAUGAGCGCACCAAUGGUCAUAUCAAGUAUGUUUCGGAUGAGAAGAGUCCCGAACCGGGCGUCUAUGGCGAGACGCAGGGCUUAGGAGAGUUCCAGGUGCGUUUCCAUGCUGUAAAAGGCAAGAUCCUGCACAAAUCCUACCUCAGCACGGUGGCUCCAUCGCUGGGAAAGCUCAAGGAUACGCUAUUCUCGCAUUUUCGCGCCUUUGCUGACAAAAGAGGCAAUCGAUUUAUUGGUUUGCCCGGGGAAAUAGUCUCGCAGAAUGGUUUGCCAACGAAUAAUCCGGAGCCCAAUUUCAUAGCCAUACAGAUAACGGCGGAGGUGGACUUUACGCUGGAUAUAACCUACCAAUCCACGUCGGGUUUCUCGCUGGGCGAGUCCAUACCCAAGCCGCCAACUGGGCGGGAGUAUCAGCAGUCCCUGCAGGCCAAGAUUGCCCAGUUCGAGCAGCGUUUCGAAGAGAAAUUCAGGCUUAAAGAGAAAGGUCAUUCGCCGGAGGAAGUGCGUUUCGCACGCAAUGCCUUUAGCAAUCUGCUAGGCGGCAUUGGCUACUUCUACGGCUCGAGUCGCGUGCAAUCGGUGCACACGAAGAACCCGGUGCCCUACUGGAAGGCACCGCUCUACACGGCCGUCCCCUCGCGCAGCUUCUUUCCGCGCGGCUUCCUCUGGGACGAGGGCUUCCAUGGUUUGCUGAUCAGCGCCUGGGAUGUGGACAUCGAGCUGGAUAUCCUCUGUCAUUGGUUCGAUCUGCUGAAUGUCGAGGGCUGGAUACCCAGGGAGCAGAUUUUGGGCGUGGAGGCGCUGGCCAAAGUGCCCGAGGAGUUUGUCACGCAGCGGAACAGCAAUGCCAAUCCUCCCACUUUCUUUUUGACUCUGAGGAAACUCCUGACCAGCCAUCGGGCGGAAUUGUCGCAAAACGGACGACUGGCGACGCUGGAGCGACUGUAUCCGAGGAUUCAGGCCUGGUUCAACUGGUACAACACAACGCAGAGGGGUGAACUACUGGGCAGCUACUUGUGGCGGGGAAGGAAUGCCACAACUCUUAGAGAACUCAACCCCAAGAGCCUCUCCUCGGGUUUGGAUGACUAUCCCCGCGCCUCGCAUCCCACGGAUAAGGAACGCCACUUGGAUUUGCGCUGCUGGAUAGCCUUGGCUGCCUCGGUAAUGGCUGAACUUUCAACUCUCCUUGGCAAAGACGAUGUCAAGUACUACGAGACGGCCUCCUAUUUAACAGACAACGAGCAGCUGAAUCGCCUGCAUUUGGCACCAUACAGCGAACAGUACUCCGACUGGGGUCUCCACACCGACCAGGUGAAGCUGAAGCGUCCGCCGAUCCUCCAGCAGCAGCAGCGGCAUUCCAACUAUCAGCAGCAGCAGCCGGAAAUGCGCAGGGUGACGGGCGAGGAGCCCAGCUAUCAGUUUGUGGAUAGCACGUUUGGCUAUGUCAGUCUGUUUCCCCUGCUCCUCGAGCAACUGGAUCACGAUUCGCCGUAUUUGACCAAGUUGCUGAAUGAUUUACGUGACCCGGAGCAACUGUGGACCAAGUACGGCCUGCGUUCGCUGUCCAAACGAUCGCCGCUGUACAUGAAACGCAACACCGAGCACGAUCCGCCGUAUUGGCGCGGUCCCAUCUGGAUAAAUAUCAACUAUUUGGCGGCCAAGGCGCUGCAUCACUAUGGCAAAAUCGAAGGGCCGAAUGCAAAGCUGGCGAGGGAGAUUUACGCCGAGCUGCGCGACAAUCUGGUGGGCAAUAUCCUGAGGCAAUAUAAGCGCAGUGGAUAUUUGUGGGAGCAGUACGAUGACUCCACCGGCGAGGGAAAGGGUUGCAAUCCCUUCACCGGCUGGACGGCCACCGUCGUUCUCCUGAUGGCCGAGCAGUUCUAAAUUCUAGCUGCUAAAUCUGCUUAAUCUGCUGUGAGUUCCUCAACGAACAUCCCUGCCAGGAUUCCUGAAAACCAAUGAUCUACAUGUAAAUUGUCUUUGAGCCGCACGAGUCGCUUUUAAAUCAAAUAAAUUUGAUGCUUAAAAAUGUAGCAAAACCAACUUUUAUAGGUUUUUAUGUUAAGAGAUGGUUUUUAAUUAUAAUUAACUGCUUUUUGGCGCAUCUGCGGUUCAAAGGCAAUCCAUCUUUCCUUAUUUAGACUACUGUGUUGUGCAAAAAUUAGAAAUUCCAGUCUCUCUCUCUAGUUGCUGUACAAUACUUAAGAAACUUUGACAAGAAACCGAGUGAAAAUGAGAAAUAGCGUUAAAUAGACGAAUUUUAAAAUUAUAACAAAUAAAAAUAAAACAAAAGUAAAA
Drosophila takahashii is the source of this 3027-nucleotide messenger RNA. RefSeq names its product mannosyl-oligosaccharide glucosidase (gene GCS1). Gene Ontology annotation, cellular component: endoplasmic reticulum membrane. The record is from RefSeq and is a predicted model, not a curated record. Gene Ontology annotation, biological process: protein N-linked glycosylation; oligosaccharide metabolic process. Lineage: Eukaryota; Metazoa; Arthropoda; Insecta; Diptera; Drosophilidae. Gene Ontology annotation, molecular function: Glc3Man9GlcNAc2 oligosaccharide glucosidase activity.